UCAGCCCGCCGCGUUCCGUUCGGAAGUCAGAGCUCAGUAUCAUCUCGCGAGAGAUAAGCUUCAGAUCGAUUCAACCGCCUAGUCUAGACCUGCUGCUCGAAAGUGUGUGUCGGAAGCGCGCGCGGUGCUGAAGUGGUGACUUUGAAGUUCAAUUUAAAAACAUUUUCUCCGUUUUACCUGGCAGAUCGGAAAAACUCUCGUAUGCCAACGGUAACACCCAUCCAGGGUCCAAUUUUUCUCAAGAAUGGAACAGUUCCUGUCGUGCCAUUAUUUGCAUAUCCUCAAGUCAGCAAUGGGACGUUCGUCCAGAUACCGAUCUGGUGGACGGCCCUAUCAGUAGCGCUUGGUCUCAACGUGCGGGGAGAUGUGAUCAAAGGUGUUCCUUGUGUUAAGAAGAACCAUCAGCUGUUCUGCCCGACGGCUGGCAAUAGUUAUCCAAUAGACAAAAUCGAAACGUUCAUCGACGAGAACAAGGCCCUAAUGAAGCGGAUGUACGGGGACUUCGAGAUGUCUUCGAGAUAUCCACCGCUGCAAACGAACCGGAAAAGGAAGCGGCACGUCCAGGGGAUGGACGACGACUUCACGAUACUGCCGGAGCUGAUGGAUCUCUACGGAGUGCCGGGAUCGUUGAACGAUCCGGUGUCGUCUUUUGGCGGCAGUGGUGAUUCGUACUUCGGACGGUUACGGGACAAACGGCAGAGUUCGAAUGGGCGCGGUAAUGGUGGCGGUGGAGGAGGAGGAGCAGGAGGAAGCGGUUCCAAUGGUAGCAACAGUAAUGGGAAUGGUAAUGGGAAUGGAAACAGGAGGCAAGGUUCGUCGCCGGAUAGCAGUGGAGAAAGCACCGGAAGGGUGGACGCAUGCGAAUCAAAGAUCGAAAUCGUCACCCCGUAUUGGGCCUCCAAUUCUGCGGGAAAAGUACGUGCCAUUGUCAAUACGCAGCAUUUCGAGCAGGCAAUCCACCAGGAGGUUUGUUCAAAAACACAAACAUCUCGCUGCUCGGGGGACUGCGGCUGCGAGCAGAAGUACAAAUGGCACCGGUUACUGGCCUACGAUCCGGACAACGAUUGCAAGGGUAUCUUCAUGGAUUGGUUCCUGUUUCCUUCCUGUUGCGUCUGUCGGUGCAGUCCUUGAGGUUGACCAUUUGAUGAGACCCCUAGUUUAGUCAUAAGAUUCUCGAUCAUCUUCCAAAUCCAAAAUAACACGUAGAAGAGUAGUAUAACUGACCAGAGAAGAGACUAGGUUUGGUGCGAUCGAUUCGCUAUGGCAUGAGAUAGUCAUACUUGAGUGCGCAACGAUUGAGCGAUGUGAGACCGCGAAUACCUUAUUAAGAUAGUUUGUAAACCGUAAUGUUCUAGUGAUAGCCGUAGAAACAAUCCAUGGAAACUAUACGAAAGAGAUUCAACGUUUUAUUUAGAAUUGUUUUUAGCCGCUAAUCCAUAAGUCGUGCAUAAACUAAGAAGCGCACUGAAAGAAGCAAACACCUACUUAUUCUCCAUUCGAGUAAAAUAAUUUCAAACUCAUGUGCUAGUUAGAAUAGAGCGUGGUAGUCGUCGUUACCCAUCUAGAAACUAUUUUCCAAAAACCAAACGUUGUCAGAUUCGACUUGAAGAGCUAAGUUAUUUUUUCUUCUUUUGUAAA
This is a messenger RNA of Aedes albopictus (Asian tiger mosquito), 1638 nucleotides long. RefSeq names its product protein spaetzle 3 (gene spz3). Bases 202 to 1131 code for a protein of 309 amino acids. The record is from RefSeq and is a predicted model, not a curated record. Gene Ontology annotation, molecular function: Toll binding; growth factor activity. The transcript has 6 exons. NCBI's taxonomy places the organism in Eukaryota, Metazoa, Arthropoda, Insecta, Diptera, Culicidae. Gene Ontology annotation, biological process: innate immune response; central nervous system formation. Gene Ontology annotation, cellular component: extracellular region.